Messenger RNA from Morus notabilis, 2409 nucleotides. RefSeq names its product WPP domain-interacting tail-anchored protein 2. The transcript is spliced from 5 exons. The record is from RefSeq and is a predicted model, not a curated record. Bases 217 to 2274 code for a protein of 685 amino acids. NCBI's taxonomy places the organism in Eukaryota, Viridiplantae, Streptophyta, Magnoliopsida, Rosales, Moraceae.
AAAGGACUCUUGAGUUUUCACAGAUCGCAUAAGUCUUUCUCAGAACCAAAAGUCUGGUUUUUACCGGUAAUGAUAUGGAAGUUUUGAGAGGUAGUUAGAAACUGUACUCUCUUUCUCAGAGCUUUCUCUGGCGGUUCCAUUUUCUGGUGAGGUUCCAGGAAAGACCCAGAAAGAUUUCUCCCCCAGGUUGUUAAAAACCCUAAUAUCUGUUCGGAAAUGGAGGAUCCUAUUACUGAUAUUGAUAUUGAGGGUCCAGAUCCUGACAAAAAGGACAUAGAUGAAGUGAAAGAUAAAGAGACUCUAGAAUUGGAGAGCUGCAUGGAAGUUUUAACAAAAUUGGACUUGGACUUGGCAUACUCUUCUGAAAAGCUGGUAAAUCUCCAUGGACUUUCGAUGCACCUUUCGGCUCAAGAAAACGAGCUUGAAGCAAGGGCAAUGGGGAAUAACUAUACCUCAACAGAGUUUGUGGAGAAGACAUUGGUAUUUGAUCUCUUAUCCGGCGUGUUGGAAUCCGAGGUAAGAGAGCUGGACAGUUUCAUGGUUAGUCUCCAAGCAGAAAUUGUUGAUGCCCAUCAAAAAAUAUCUUCAUGCAGACACUUGACAGAACCUUACACUAUGAUGGAAGAGAAGUUGCAUGACUCUGAAGAGUCUUUGAAACAGACCCAGCAUCGGAUUUCGGAAGUGAAGAUUCAAUCAACCAAGCUACAGAGAACUGUUCUAGCUUUUGCACAUGAUAAUUGGAAAGGUAACAUUGACGAAUCGAUGUCGAAUACAAAUGGUCAAUCUAAUCUACAGAUUGCUGGACAGAGACAUAUUUUAAAGAUGUUGGAGAAAUCACUUGCAAGAGAGCUAGAUCUCGAGAAGAAGUUGGCGGAAUCAAGAAGAAGUGAGGAAGAACUGAGAGUCAAGUUACAUUACACCGAACAAGUAGCUUUUCACAUGGAAGAAACUGCACAAGUAGUUUGGGGAAGAUUUUUAGAGGCUGAUAAUUCUUCUGUGGUGCUCAAGGGAAUUUCCCACGAGCUUUUAGGUCGACUACAGCUUGUUCAGUUCAAUUUGAAUGGCACGGUUCAAAGAGAAAGUGAGUUGAAGUCGAAAUACCAAGAUUGUCUUCAAGAGCUUGAAGAGAAAAAUGCUGUCUUAGAGAAGCUCAAGAGUAGCACUGCAGAAAAUAGCGCGUAUGAAGCUGAACUCUCUGCUUUGAGGGAAAAAGUGCAGGUUUUAGAGGAGAAGCUGAAAGAAUCUGAACUCAAGCUAAAAAAUGCAAAUGUCAUAAAUCACUCGAGUCAAAUAAAACUAAGGGAAAUGGAAAAUAUAGUGGAAUCACUGAAAGAAAGUAUUGAUGUAGCAGACACUAGAGCCGAAAGUGCAGAACUCAAAGUUGCAGAGUUGAAUGGAACAAAUGUAGAACUUACUGAGGAGCUGAAUUUUCUCAAAGGAAGUGUUACUAACACAGAAAAGAAGGUUGGUGUUCUCGAGAAGCAGUUGAGAGAAGCAGAGAUCCAGUUGCAGCAUGCGAAGGCGUCUUCCGAAGCCAGCCAAGAGCAGCAGAAUAUGUUAUAUUCUGCAAUUUGGGAUAUGGAAACUCUAAUAGAAGAUCUGAAAUCGAAGGUUACAAAAGCAGAAAACAAGACAGAAACUAGUGAGGAGCAUUGUAUUAUUUUGUCCGAAACUAAUGAAGAACUGACUAAGGAAAUAAGUACUUUAAGGGACAGAAUAGAAUACUUGGAGGCAUCGUUGGUUCAGGCAAAAAAUGCAAAAUUUGAAAGCGCAAAUGAGAUUAAUGUCAGGACUAAGUUCAUGAUGGACAUGGUGUUGCAACUAGCAACUGAAAGAGAACGCAUCCAAAAUCAGUUAAAUGUGUUAACAAAGGAGAACAAGACUUUCGCUGAUAAUUUCGGUUACACUGUAAAGAAUGUCUACAAUGAAGAAGAAGAUGACCAUGAUGACAAAGAACUUUCUUCUUUCAAGACUAAUUUAAGCAAUUCUUCUUGUGCAAAAUCUUCCUUGGAAGCCGUGAACGAUUCCAUUGGUAAAAGUUUGGAGAAUCAGUUGGAUGAAUCAUCAGAAGAAGAAGAAUCGUUAUGCGAAGACGGUGAGAGCGACGCCGUUUCUGUAGAUGAUUCUGAUGGCACGGUCUCAAAGCUUCAAGACUCAAGGGCGGCAUCAGCUAGAUGCCUGAACUUUAAGUAUUUUCUAGUGGCAAUAUUUGUUUCAUUGGUUUCAGUUUCAGCCAUGUAUUUGAUCAACCACAAACCUUUCCUUUUUCAUUGAUUCUUUCGCGGAUGAAUUUACCAUUGUCUUAAAUCAAUUUGGGUUUUUGGGUUUUGGGUGUUUCUUUUUCUUUUUCAUAUAUUGAUCAGCACAUGAAUUCUGUCCCAUCGUAUUAUACUACAUGCUUCUGCAACA